AAUAAAACUACUACAAAAGAAUCUGUGUUAAUUUUCUGAAAUAAAUACAUACAUAUAUCUUUUUAUAUAUAAGUUAUUCACGCUGAUUUAACCAUUGCACUCAAGAUGUGAUAUAAAUUUACUUCUUUUCACCAGCGGUAAUCAGUAUAUGCAGUGGCAAAAAUCAAUAACAAACCGAAUUUGAGUGGGUUAUGCGUGAUGAGGUUCACGCCAUACUUAAGAAACUACGAGAGAUUCUAGUGGAGUGCGCAAGACGAUUUCCGGUACCAUGUUUUCCAGACAACGAGGGUAAACGUACUGAAAAGUUUGUGUUAAUGGCUGCACAGGAUCAGUUAAAGUGUUCCGUCACGCUCACUGGCGACAGCAUAACUCAAGCUGAUAUUAGUUACAAAUUGAAACGUGCAUCCAGCCAAGUGCAACGUACGUCCAUAACACCCGAUGCCCCAUGGAAACUUCAACAGGUGCAAGAUGCUGCAAAUCAUCUACAACAAGCUAUCAAUCAUAUUGAUAAUGUUGACGGCAAUUAUGCAUUCAAAUCUCGUGAGGAAGUGCUUCAAAUAAUUGGCGAAUUGAUAGGAGCUCUGCAGCGUGGUCGAACUAGUCUAAUAAUACCAAAGAAAAAGGCAAUAGAUGAACUUAUGAAGGGGCGAAAUAUGAAAUCGCUAACACCUAACCUACCAGAAGAUCAAGCAAUAUCCUUCUUUUUACAAUGCCACAAACUCAUUGUAGCUGUUUAUCAAUUGUUAAACGUUCAGGGAACUAUGAAAAUGGAGGCCACUCAGGCUGAAUGCUCAGUCGGUUGGCUUAACGAGGUGCUUGUGUUGUUCACUGUUGGCCUAACACUAUGCCAACAGCUCAAGGAUAAAAUUAAUGCAUUUAAAAUGGACGUAUCAAGUUAGUAAAUUACAUGCCAUCUUCAAUAUAUUUUGUUGAAAGUAAGUUAAUAUUCAUAUAUAUAUUAUGCCAAAGCCAACAUAAACAGUGUGCGGGUUCAAACCUUUCUAGUACUAUAAAAAAAACUAAGUACACCUACUAUAUUUAUAAUACCGCACAUGCAAGUAAUAUAUCAAUGGUUAGUUAUAAAUACGUACAUACAUAUCGGCAAUAGAAAAAAGGCAUGCUACAAAUAUAUAACUUCCAUUAGUUGUGGCGAUAAACCUAUACACUGUCACAGUCACAGUUACUAUGAUGAAGAAGGUGUUACAAAAGCGGGUGGUAACCAAACAAAUUUAUUGAUCUCAACCAGUUAAACAUAACUUGAGCAUUAUGUUAUUAUUUUUCGAAUUUCAACAUUCGGUUUUAGUAUUUUCAUUUUGAUUUAAAUAUGUUUUAAGAAAUAAAUAUUUUUUUUUUGGCUUUUGCUCACCACCCUGAAAGUUUAAUAAAAAUCAGAACUUAGCAAAUCUUUGGCAGUAAGUAUAUUUUGGGGCUUAGUUCGGCGUGUGUAGACAAGUAUGUAUAUUGCAAUCAGUUGAGGUUGUAAAAGUUUUUCAACUUUAUGACACUUAGAUUACAAUUAUCUUUACGUACUAGGCAUCGGUAAUAGUAAAGGGUAUAAACUUGCAUUAUGCAUUUUCUGUAUUUAUUUAUAUAAAAAAAUUUGCUGCUGUUUUUAUUCUCAUUUCUGCCUACAUUCUAUCUUUAAGUACAUUCUCUGAUGAAUUUUAAUAGUUUAGGAUUUGUUAAAAAAAAAUUAUAAAAUAAAUUUUUUUGAGGAAUAAUGUAAAUUUGUCCAUUCAUGAGAUUAUUAUAAAUUCCAGUUGGUCGCCUAAUAAUUUUUAUUGUAUAAAAUUUUAUAUUCCUAUGCAAUAGCAUUUUAUUUGAUCAAUAUGCUAUUUUUUUUAACAUGCUAUCCGCAAAAGAAAUGCAUAUUUGCAGACAAAAAAAUUCCCCAUAUAAUUUGUGGCAAUGUUGCCUAGUUCAGAAUUGAACAUAAUUCCGUUUAGUGUUUUCUCCUUCAAGGAAACGGAUUGAUAAAGCUUAUGCCUAGGUUUUCUUACGUGCGCUUUGGUUCCUUAUUAGCAAUAUAGCAAUAUACAUUUCUUCUUCCACACAGUCAAGCUGCUCCACAUCAUUUUAUUUUAGUUUUUUUAUGUGCGAAGCAUUUUUGGGCAAAAAGAAUUUAUAAUACAUACAAAAACUGAAUAUGUAUGGAUGUGUGUUUCACAAACUUAAUGCCACCUUCGAAAAUACUGCAAAAUUUUUUUAAAAAACUGUAACAAUAGUUGUGUGCACGUGGAUGUAUGUAUGAACACUUCUAGGGUGCUGCCGUUAGUAAUAUUAAGCUGCAAGAAGCAACAUAGUAUUUAUAAAAAUAUAUACGUAUGCAUGUCAGCAACAGCAAUAUGUAGUAGCAACGACAAAAGCAAAUGCAGUUAUCCAACUGAAAUUUAUUGGUUCAACAAAAAUUAAUAAUAAUAAUUAAACAAAAAAUUGACAAUAACUUCUAUUCUGCAACUUGCAAAAUUAAACCGUUAAAUAUACAAUGGCAUAGUAAUAUAAACGGGAUACUUUGCUCGUACUAAAUGUGCUAUAUUGAAAUAUAAAUAUUAUCAAAGUUCUAUUCAUAAUUACAUUUAAAAAUGUUGACUACAAUCGUUAUAAAAAAAGCGAAAUGGCGCCUAUUUCUCCAACUGGCCAUUUAGCGAAUUUAUUGCCUUUCAGUGAUUGUAUCAUGAAAAAUGUCGAACAAUUUAAUAUUAUGUAUAUUAUUCAUGUCUGCUAACAGUAUUUUGAAUUUUUACAAGUACUUACUACAUAACCUAAUUAGGUGUGCGAGUUAACGAGAGUUACUAACCUUACUUUAAUCAGCAAUGAAAAGUACGUGUGUUUCACGAUUUUUUUUUCGAAUUUCAAAAUGUAGUUCUAAGAUAAAAUGAAAGCCCAAACAGAAAUUUGGAAUCAAUUAUUCUUGAUUGCCUUGGAUUAAUUAGAUUAUUGAUGAAGCAAAAUUAAUUAUCUUUGCGUGUUUAUAAGAAAUUGGAAAAAUAUCCUUUAUCUCGCUAUUUACUUAAUAUAUAUGUAAGGCACUUUAAAUCUCGAAAGAAACCGAUUAACUACCUACUCAACUAAAUACCUGUAUACUUAAAUUUACUUAAGCGUAUUUAUUUACAACCAUAUGUGUUUUAAAAUAAAAUAGUAAAAAAAAAGAAAUUACGUUCUUUCGCUAGCAUUUAAGUAUUUAUUUACAUGCAACAUAAGUAAAUGAUUUAUGUAUGUCUCAUUAAGAGCGUGGAGCAUAGUAUAUCCCUUAAGAAGCUCCCAUUUUAAGAAUAAUAAAUGUUUAAAAAAAGCUCAUGAUAUACAACAAAUACCAUACAUACAAACAUGAUAA
Bactrocera tryoni is the source of this 3334-nucleotide messenger RNA. RefSeq names its product protein rogdi-like. Gene Ontology annotation, cellular component: RAVE complex. The record is from RefSeq and is a predicted model, not a curated record. Lineage: Eukaryota; Metazoa; Arthropoda; Insecta; Diptera; Tephritidae. The transcript has 6 exons. Bases 192 to 899 code for a protein of 235 amino acids.